This is a messenger RNA of Spodoptera litura, 1272 nucleotides long. Its product is annotated as PIN2/TERF1-interacting telomerase inhibitor 1. Gene Ontology annotation, molecular function: nucleic acid binding; telomerase inhibitor activity. The record is from RefSeq and is a predicted model, not a curated record. Gene Ontology annotation, cellular component: nucleolus. NCBI's taxonomy places the organism in Eukaryota, Metazoa, Arthropoda, Insecta, Lepidoptera, Noctuidae.
CGAAUCACGUAUUGUAAACGAGCACACCGCGAUGUCAGAGCGAGAACUUGUUCGUAGUUCACGCCUUUGUCUUCCAUUUUGUUUUUGUUAAAAUAUUCUCACGUGUGCAAUGCAUUGAAAAACGAAAUAAUCAUGGCUAUGUUAGCGGGACCUCGACGUAAACAAAAAGUAAUAAAUUUACGAGCUAAAAACAAUGCAUGGAGCGAAGAUACAACAAAGUUUGGUCAACGAAUGUUGGAAAAAAUGGGAUGGAGUGCGGGAAAGGGGUUAGGUGCUAAAGAAAAUGGUAUUGUGGAACAUGUUGUGGCCAGAUACAAGAAUGAUGAUAGAGGAUUGGGUUUCGAGGACAGGAACGACCAGUGGACAAAACAUGAAGACGAUUUUAAUUCAUUAUUAGCUAAUUUAUCCAACGGUGAUAGUAACAAAGAUGACAAAUUACACAGUGGAGUAUCUCUUGAAGUGAAAUCAAAGACAAGUAAAGCAAGAGUACAUUACCAUAAGUUUACAAGAGGCAAGGAUUUAACCCGCUACAGUGAAAAGGAUUUAGCUAAUAUUUUUGGUAAAAAGACCUUAAAAGGUGAAAAUAAGCCAAGCACUGAAGAAAAAGUUGAAAACAGUGCUGAAAAGGAUGAAAAAGAUGCCACACCUGUUGAUAAAGUGUUUACUGAAGGAGGUAGCAUGGAGGAUUACUUUAAAAGUAAACUGGCCGCUAUGAAAUCAAAAAACAAACUUCACAUACAAAAUAAUGCCACAAAUGAUAAUGAAAACACUGAUUAUUCAUUCCGAGGGUUCUCCGGAACUAUGGAUAGAGAUGAUGAGGAAGAGACUCAUCAAGGAUUUGGUUUCCAAUCAUUUUCUUUAGCUAAUGCGGAAGAGAAUGAAGCGGUUGAUAAUGAAAAUAAUGAAAAUUUGGUUGAGAGUAAAAAGAAAAAGAAAAAAAAGAGGAAACAUCAAGAUGAAGAACCAGUAGCCAAUGAGAUUGUAGACAAUGAGAACAUUCCAACACAACCAGAUUCCAAUGUCAAUGAAAUACAAAAGAGUAAAAAGUCAAAAAAGAAAAAGAAGAAAGAUUUUGAAGAAACUGUAGCUGAACCUGUAGAACCCGUGGAACCUGUAGACCCAGUGGAAAAUGUGGAUGAACCUGUCAUAACUAAAAAAUCUAAAAAGAAUAAAAAUAUUGAUGCUACCACUGAACAUGUAGCUGAAGAUUAUGUGCCUAAAAAAAAGAAAAAGAGGAAAGAUAAGGGUACUGAAUAAAUUUUUAUAAAUUAU